Molecule: messenger RNA, 270 nt
Organism: Arabis nemorensis
Lineage: Eukaryota; Viridiplantae; Streptophyta; Magnoliopsida; Brassicales; Brassicaceae
Source: the annotation of a GenBank genome assembly
AUGCAACUCAUAAAUGGAUUCGACCGGGAACUUUACUCACUUGCGGACGCGGGAACUACAAAACACCUCCCAUUAACAACAUUCCAUUUCACCUCAAUGUUUCUCUUCUCAAGGAGAAUCCGGGUACAAAGGCAGUGGGUGAUAAAGGAAGCGAUCAAAGCGGCUAGAACCGAGGUGGGUCUUACCAACCGGUUCCCUUUGGAGACUCCAGCCACUCCAGAACGGCUUGUUUUGACGAGCUCCGUAUGCAAGCUCAGAUUUCUGCCCUAA